CGUGCGCAGUUGGGCGGUGACGGGGUGACGCUCGGAGCGUAGGCCGUGACUCUCACGGAUCCGGUUCCGCCCUCCCUUCUCGCUGUCUACCCUCCGGGGCUAGCGCCCGCGAUCCUUUUCCCAGAGUGCUCUGCGCCGUGAAGAAGCGGCUCCCGAGCGCUGGGGGCAUUUUGUGUUGGCUGGAGCCGGAGUAACAAGAUGGCGGCGUCGGCGGAGUGACAGGGGUCCCUCCGGGCGGGAGCCGGCGGCAGUGGUGGCAGCGGUAUCGCCGCCCUAACUCACCGCUCUCCUUUUCCAGCCCGCGACCACGCCGCGAAAGUGAGGCAGCGGCGGCCGCCAGCAGCAAGUGGCCCACCCUGGUUACCGUGAGCACCCCCUCAACAAUCUGCGGCCUGGCAGAAAGAAACCUGACAGCAGUGGUGAUUAGGUUCCCCUUGGCCGACUCUGAGCCCUGUAACGCAGAGAAAAGAGCCAGCGUCUUCUGUUUCCUGCCGCCCUCCGGAGCCUUGCUCCGUGGACGAGCCCUAGAGGUCUCCCGUUCUUCCCUUAGAGGUGUCGGGGCUUAGCCCCAGCCUCCAUCUUCGUCUCUCAGGAUGGCGAGCAGCAGCGGCUCCAAGGCCGAAUUCAUUGUCGGAGGGAAAUAUAAACUGGUUCGGAAGAUCGGGUCUGGCUCUUUCGGUGACAUUUAUCUGGCGAUCAAUAUCACCAACGGCGAGGAAGUGGCAGUGAAGCUAGAAUCUCAGAAGGCCAGGCAUCCCCAGUUGCUGUACGAGAGCAAACUCUAUAAGAUUCUUCAAGGUGGGGUUGGCAUCCCCCACAUACGGUAAGAAUCCUUAAGCAAAUAGGCGAUCUUCCGAGGGAAGUAUGGAAACGGGGAAGAUGUGUACGAGGCAGGUGAUAGGGCCAGCUGAAUCCGGCUCUUGGUAUUUGAGUUACCUGGGUUUCCUGUGAAGCGUAAGUCACCACAAUCACAGAGUAAAUUUUAGUUUGCCAACUUAGUUUAGAAUUUCAGUUUGUUACACUCUGCUGCAAAGCUUCCGUCAUUCUUCCCGAGGCUUUCAUUUGCGGUUCAAGUAUGCGGCUCAUCUUUGAUCCCAACGCGGAAGGGUUGCCUGCUGCUUUCUUUCCGUCUGCACCUCAGAUGUUCUUGGGUUUGUCCGGUGAAGUGGAUUUGAGGGUGCCGAAGUCACCGGGCUGGGCCAGUUCGGGUUGCUAUUGGAGCUGGCUUGGGAAAUGGCUGCUCUUUUGUUGUGUUUUUGUUCCAACAUGUCUUCCUCCUCCGCUUAGAAAAUGGCGGAACGACGUGACUCAACCACAUAUUCCUGCCCUUUUUUCUGCUUGAGUUCAUAAGUUAUGCUUCCUUGAUUCCCUCUUUAGCAGCCCUGAGUUGAUUAAACCUUUGAAAAGCCAAGAAUAAAGCUGCAGACAGUGGUGGGGUUCAGGGAAGGAGAUGUCAUAAUGACAGUCUGAUCUCUGCAGCAGAUGCGAUGUGAAAUUAAAUUUACUCUGCAAAAUCCUUCAUAGUCUUUCCAGAAGUGUUAAUUAAGUCUGUAAAGAAUGGUAAUGUUUGCUACAUUUCAGUCUGUGUACUAAAUUUUGUGGGAAAUGGCAAAGGCAGUUUGAACAGUGCUAUGUUGAAAUUGACUCAGUUGUAUUAAAAGAAAACUUAAUCGUGUAACCACAGUUUGACAAGUAACUUUAACCUGUUGAGUUACUUGGUCAGUAACUCCUCACAUCUGGGAAACUGUGGCUUUUUUUUGGAGAUGCGAUAUUGGUGAAGGCAAAUAGUAAUAAGGAUAAAAGAUGACCAGAUGAAGACACUGGGUUCUUUUAAAUGGUUAACUUUAAAGGAUUUUAGAAUGGUUUGAUUUUUGAGAUUAAGAGCCUUUUCCCACAAUAGAGACUAAAAUAUAGUUUAAGACUCAACCAUUCUCCAUCAAUUACUCAAAAAUUACAUUUGCGAAAAAUCCGGAGGUAGUUGAGAUAACUGGAGUGGUAUUUACUGUAGCCUCUUUCACUAUCCCAGCUUUUAUUCCUCAAAUCUUGAAUUAAUGACUGGGUUAUAUACAUUAACUCUGAUGUGGAAACAACCGGAGUGACACUAUCCUUAAAAAAUUUCCAAUGCUCAUAGACAUUUUUAAUGGAGAAAUUGAAUGAUAUGAUUUUCUAUUGGUUCAAAGUCAAAAUAAAUUAUUAGGAAGAAAAUUCCGGGUUUAUCUUAUGAGGUAAAGAUUAAUGUGAAAUCUGAGAUAAUCCAGAUUUGAGAUUUUUAAUGGUUCUCAUCCCUUUAAAAAAAAAACAAAACCCUGCUGUGUAGGAAAAUAAAUUUGUUAUUGUGGAAAAAUGAAAACCUUGUUUAAAUAUCUAGCUUUUUUUUCACAAAAUAAAAAAUAUCAAUUGCAUUCGCCUAAAAUUUU
Molecule: messenger RNA, 2417 nt
Organism: Physeter macrocephalus (sperm whale)
Lineage: Eukaryota; Metazoa; Chordata; Mammalia; Artiodactyla; Physeteridae
Product: casein kinase I-like
Exons: 2
Coding region: 594-827 (77 amino acids)
Biological process (GO): peptidyl-serine phosphorylation; signal transduction; negative regulation of canonical Wnt signaling pathway
Cellular component (GO): cytoplasm; nucleus
Molecular function (GO): protein serine/threonine kinase activity; ATP binding
Source: RefSeq, a predicted model, not a curated record